Molecule: messenger RNA, 988 nt
Organism: Bactrocera dorsalis (oriental fruit fly)
Lineage: Eukaryota; Metazoa; Arthropoda; Insecta; Diptera; Tephritidae
Exons: 2
Coding region: 347-922 (191 amino acids)
Source: RefSeq, a predicted model, not a curated record
UGCUUUUUCACAAUACAGCGUUUGCUGAAAAUGUUUGAUAUUCAAAGGAAAAUUUACUAAGUCGGAAUGAACAAAAAACUGUGAAAAAAUCUCUUGAUAGUGUUUAUGCUGCCGGGUUCGAACACAGAAAACUUCGCACCCUAUAAAUAGCGUCAGUGUUAUGAAUUUAGAUUUACAUCACUUAAUUAAAACUAUAUAUAAUUUUAGUAUGUUCCAACUUGUUCAGGUAUUAUCUGAGAUGUUUGCAACAUUUCGAAAAUCCUAUAAAUGACACGCAACCAAUGACAGACUCCAGCAAUAGUACUGGAAUAACAGACAUAUAGGAGUAUUUGCAAGACUAAAUAGCAUGCGUUGCAGAAUGAAGUUCUACGUGGGCAUCAUUAUAACGGCAUUUUUUGUGUGCAUGAGAUAUGCAGAGGCUGAGCAAAGUUACACGGUGAAAAAUGAGCGUUUCGAGCAUUACGAUGGUGUGCCGGAGACUCUAUUUUUUGCGGAUAACAUGAAAGUUAUUGGUCGUCAACGUACCUGGAAUGGCACUAUGAAGUUUUUGGUAGAUAUGGACAACGAACACUUUAAGAUAAGUGUAGAAACUUUCCAUGCUCAACCAGGUGAUGAUAAUUUUAAAUCUUUACCCAUGGGCGUUCAACAUAUUCCCCUUUGCGACGGUUUCAAAACCUAUUUCGCUAAAGUAGCGCAACCGUCUUUUGUACAUGGUGAGAAUACCGAUUUUCCUUACAUACCUGAAGAGGGUUUGUGUCCCCUGCCGAAAGGUGAAUAUUACUUUAAAAAUUUGACUUUAAAGACCGACACGUGGCCCACUCAAUUACCAAAGGGCAAUAUAAAAGUGAAAAUGACUUUUUUCAAGGAUGGGGUUAAUAUUGGGGCAGGGGCAGUGGUCAUGAAAGUGGAAGAUGGUGAAUGAAACUUUAUGGUUUCGAAAAGUAAUGUAAAAAAGAUAGAAUUUGUUUGACUCACAACUUAGUUCUGG